Molecule: messenger RNA, 3815 nt
Organism: Ylistrum balloti
Lineage: Eukaryota; Metazoa; Mollusca; Bivalvia; Pectinida; Pectinidae
Product: protein lifeguard 4-like
Exons: 8
Coding region: 82-801 (239 amino acids)
Biological process (GO): negative regulation of apoptotic process
Cellular component (GO): membrane
Source: RefSeq, a predicted model, not a curated record
AAUAGCCUUAGCUGUACGUGUUUGUUUUGGAAAAUUACGGUGGAAAUCUGAGAGAUUCUACGCACAAACAAGUUUGCAACCAUGGCAACACUGACUGAACCACAAAAAGAUGGAAAGCAGUCGAUCGUUGAUGACUUUAUGUAUGGUUCAAAUGUGGCUACUUCACAUGUUUACAUUCGUAUGGGUUUUCUGAGGAAAGUUUAUGGUAUUCUCACCGCACAGAUACUUGUCACUACUGUUGUUGCAGCACUCUUCAUGUUGAGUGAAGGAUUGGAAAAGUUUGUACAGACAAAUCAGUGGAUGCUGUUGGUGGCCUUUAUAGGAACGAUAGGUGUUCUGAUGGCCCUGAUGGUGAAGCGACAAGAAACUCCGACAAACUACAUCCUUCUUGGCAUAUUUACACUGUUUGAAGCAUACACAGUUGGAGUUGUGGUAACAUUCUACCAAGUACACAGUGUGAUUGAAGCCUUUGUCUUGACACUAGCAGUGACCACAGCUCUCACAGCAUACACAUUCCAGAGCAAACGUGACUUCAGUUCCUGGGGAGCAGGGUUGUUUGCUGCACUUUGGAUUCUCAUCCUUGCUGGACUUCUUCAGAUCCUUUUCCCGACUGUGAUGAUGGACAAGGCAAUUGCUGUGGGUGGUGCUCUUGUCUUCUCUCUAUUUAUUAUUUUCGAUACCCACAUGAUGAUGCACAAGCUGAGUGCAGAAGAGUAUAUUGUGGCAGCUGUCAAUCUUUACCUGGACAUCCUCAACCUUUUCCUCUACCUGCUCAGGCUGUUUGGAGAACGAAAAAACUAGUUAGUUAAAAUGUUGGCACCAAAAUUCUUCAAGAUCUUCCACUUCCCCCUCAUCCAUUUGUGAGGAACCAAAAAACAAUCAAAUUUUUUUAUUCAUGUUAACGUUGGAAGUUUGUGAAUAGCAUGAUACAUUUAUAUGAUAUUCAGAACAUUUUACAGAAAAUAAUAAUCCAGAAAACCUUCAAAAGUUUGUUUUAAUUAAGUAAGAAAUUUACAAGAUUCAAGACUAACAAUUUCGAUCUACAUGAGUUUUGAUUGAGUUGUUAUGCUUAACAUUAAUACAAAUCUAUCAGUCAGAAUUUUCAGGACUGAUCUGGCAAGUUGAAGCUUUUCAAAAACCAAAGCAUGAGAACUUUACAUUAUCUACUUUGAGUGUGGAACUUUUUCACUGUCUUACCAUGAUCAAGUCCAAGUGUGAGAAUAAUGUACAUAGCAGAUGCCAACGAUGUUACAUGUCUGAUGUACAGUUAUAAUCAGUAAACUAAGCCUGUCUUAAAAAUUUGUAAAGUACUAAAGCUGUCUAGUUACUGAUAGUUUAUUGUCCGUGCCAGUCAGAGAUAUUUGUUCGAAAACAACACAAAAUUCUUUUCUCAUCACAGCCUAGGUUGUAUCAUAUGGAAACCAUAAUGUUACCUGUGAAAUCAGGGUGUUUGUUUUACUGGUCACAGUCUAGGUAAUAUGCGACAGGGAAACCUGUUAUUUAUGAUAUCAGGCUGUUUUCUAGGUGGACAGAUUGUAUGGUGAUUUACCAAUAGAAACACUGUCAAUGAAAUUUUACUGUACACAUCUGUAUAGUCAUUAUUGUUCUCUCUGGAGGUUAACAUCUUAUGUGUUGUAGAUUAUUGAAAAUAAAUCUUAAUUGGUCUCACCUUCCCAAACAGAUGUAAAAUUGUUGUUUUUACCAUGUAUUCCAUUGUCCAGAGAUAUUAAACUGACAUCAUCCUUUCCCAUGUGUGUUAUUGUCAAAUGUUUUAUGACUAACAUAAUAAAUUUCGGUUAUGAAUAUGUAAUUAAUAUUUCUAAGUUGUGGCACAGCCUUAAUCCUAUAAUUGUUAGGCCUGUCUGAUGGAAGUGACAAUUUAUUGUUAAAGCAUUCAUUGGCAGCGGUGAUGGGGUCAUAGUCAUUGUGGGCAAACAUCCUACUCAUUCACAUAUACUGUUAGAUUUUAAACACUUAUUCAGUUUUAGGUAUAUGAGGCAUUGGUACUGAGGUUUUGACAUUUCAGUUCGAAGAUUUUGAAAUUUCAAAAAGAAAAGAUUAUUGGAUGCAUUCUCUUCCUGUUUGGUAUUUCCUUGAAUAGUCCAGAUGACAUUUUGGUUGUCCAACUUGUUAUUUUAAUCUUCAGAUUUUAAUAAGUAGAUGUAAAUAAAGUCAUUUUGCUUUAAUAAUCGACUUCAGUGGGUUCCUUUAUCAGUUGAUUUGAUGCUGUGAUAUAUCUUUCAGACUUUUGUGAAACGUAAAGUUAAGUUUUACUUACUGUCUUUAUCCCAGUAUGUACAGAACUUGUAAAUUUUGUCAACUUAGAUGUUAAGGAAUUUUUGUUCAAAUAAAAGCUGUUUUUGAUCCUUGAAUUAUUGAUCAGAGGUAAAAAAAAAUGAAAUAAACUCAAAAUCAUUUCUCAGUUUUAUAACACAUAGAGAUUUGAUUACUAGUUUACAGUCAUUUAUAUUGAUUUCAAACCUUAAAACAAUGUAGUAAUAGCUAUUGAUUAGGUUAAUAGCUGUAAAAUCCACUUGCAUAGCAUUGUGAUAAAGAAUUAUUGAAAUAGAUGGCAUAUUUAAUUAAUGAAUGAAUUCAUUCAACUUUGAAAACAUGUUGAAUACAAAUUUAACCAGAUACAAUCUUAUUUUUGAAGUGGUACUUUCUUGUCUGAUCAUUUAUGAUUCAGUUGUGUCAAGUGUUGAAGACCUUAUAGGUAGAUGACCGAGACCUAAUAUGUAGGUGUUGAACAUCUGGUAUGUAGGUGUUGGAGACCUGGUAUGUAGGUGUUGGAAAUCAGUUAUAUAGGUGUCAGACAUCUGGUAUAUAGGUGUUGGAGACCUGGUAUGUAGGUGUCAGACAUCUGUUAUAUAAGUGUUGGAGACCUGGUAUGUAGAUGUUGGAGACCUGGUAUGUAGGUGUUGGAGACCUGGUAUGUAGGUGUUGGAGACCUGGUAUGUAGGUGUCAGACAUCUGUUAUAUAAGUGUUGGACAUCUGGUAUGUAGGUGGUGGAGACCUGGUAUGUAGGUGUUGGACAUCUGGUAUAUAGGUGUUGGAGACCUGGUAUGUAGGUGUCAGACAUCUGUUAUAUAGGUGUCAGACAUCUGGUAUGUAGGUGUUGGAGACCUGGUAUGUAGGUGUUGGACAUCUGGUAUGUAGGUGUUGGAGACCUGGUAUGUAGGUGUUGGAGACCAGGUUUGUAGGUGUCAGACAUCUGUUAUAUAGGUGUUGGAGACCUGGUAUGUAGGUGUCGGAGUCCUGGUAUGUAGGUGUUGGAGACCUGGUUUAUAGGUGUCAGACGUCUGUUAUAUAGGUGUUGGAGACCUGGUAUGUAGGUGUCGGAGACCUGGUAUGUAGGUGUCGGAGACCUGGUAUGUAGGUGUCGGAGACCUGGUAUGUAGGUGUCGGACAUCUGGUAUGUAGGUGGUGGAGACCUGGUAUGUAGGUGUCGGAGUCCUGGUAUGUAGGUGUCGGAGACCUGGUAUGUAGGUGUCUGACAUCUGGUAUGUAGGUGGUGGAGACCUGGUAUGUAGGUGUCGGACAUCUGGUAUGUAGGUGUUGGAGACCUGGUUUGAAGGUGUCGGACAUCUGUUAUAUAGGUGUCGGAGCCGUGAUAUGUACAUGUUGUAGACCUAUAGAUUAUAGAUUUAUGUAGAUUUAUAUAGAUUUAUAUGGAUUUUUAUGGUGUUGUACACCUUGAUUGAAUCACACAAAGAUUGUUAAUACGUUACUUUCCUUUUUAUGUUUAUGUAUAGAAUUUUAUUUUAUUUGUGAAAUAAAUUUCAUUAUGGAAAUAAAGUAAAUGAAAAUGGGA